AUGCUAUCAGGAACGCUGGUUUUUCUUUUUUCGCUUUACCUUACUCCGCUCACCCCGUUAGAGCAUGAUUUUUCGCGUCCAUGGAUAUUCCGAACGGACUUUACCAGUGCGGAAGAGUUUGCCCAGUACGAGAGCAAUGUAUAUCCGUCAAAAACGGAUAUGAGUGAUUUACCGGAGAGCUUUCAAUCUCGCCUGGCCACCGCAUGUACUCAGGAACAACAAACGUCAUGUGAGCUUAGUGAGUGCAAAAUCAAUACCUUGCUGGGGAACAAAAUUAAUCCGUCCCUGAUCGCCCCGUACAUGAACGCGGCUCCCUAUCGAUGCGAGUGUGGAAAUAAUACACUGCAGGACUAUUUGGAAGGGGAUAAAAUACAGGCAAAAUGUGUGAUGGUCAAAAGUUGUGAUAUAUGCGAUCCGGAACACACGGUCAAGUGUUUAGAUCUCGGGGCAGGAAAAAUCUCCUGUGUUUGUGAUCCGGGUUACAUGGAAGAUUCCUAUUGUCGCAGGAAAAAGGAUGGUUGUGCAGAACCGCAUACUACGGCCACCUUGAGUGGUGAUCAGGCUUGUUUGGUUUCCCAGGGCAACCUAUGCAUUCCCAUGUUCCAAUCGUUACGCUACUCGUGUAUCUGUCGUGCUCCGUAUAUGGAGGAUAAGCGACUCUCAUUUCCCAAUUGUAUGCGUAAUGAGACUCCGUGUGAACGACCACUUUGUCUCGGAUUUCAACCCCCAGUAGCUCAAACCAUUCCCGGUCCCUCUAUUACUCUGGAUGCUUUUGUUGGAGGUAAUUCGGGUGGUCAUAUGGCCGACUGUAAUCAGACUAGUUGUAACUGCCCGGACGGUUGGCUUGGAGACCACUGUACGGAACAACGUGGAGAAGUGCUGCUUGGUUCAUGGUCUCCUUGGUCCACAUGUAAUCCGGAUUGUAUUAUGCCCACGGAACGCGCACACUAUCGAACCAUGGAUGAUAUACACGCAGGGACAAGUCGUACUACGGGAAUAGGUUAUCGGAGUCGGUUCAGUCGUUGUACAAUGAACGAUUUGGAUUUCUGUGUCGGAACAUAUCGAUUCUGGCGUCGUUGUCGUGUGACAUCCUUGUGCAACACUUGGACAAACUCGAGGCUCUCCACUGUGGUCAAUGAUGCAAUCGGGAAAGCCAUGGUGGAACACGACCUUGUAAGAUUUUCCCUUCGACCCUGUUGGAUACAUUUAUGGUAG
This is a messenger RNA of Echinostoma caproni, 1215 nucleotides long. The record is from the annotation of a GenBank genome assembly. NCBI's taxonomy places the organism in Eukaryota, Metazoa, Platyhelminthes, Trematoda, Plagiorchiida, Echinostomatidae.